Molecule: messenger RNA, 2593 nt
Organism: Aplysia californica (California sea hare)
Lineage: Eukaryota; Metazoa; Mollusca; Gastropoda; Aplysiida; Aplysiidae
Source: RefSeq, a predicted model, not a curated record
AUCUCUAACCGGAAGCUGACCCGUGUGGGCGUGGCAGUGGCAGGAUGUAUGAGCCUACUAGUGGUCUACCUAGCAUACCACGACUUCCUGGCCAGGCCCAAUGGGUCAGAGUUCGAACCCCGUCGCCUGGAGGGUCGGCCGGACUACAUUGUGCACCAGGCCGCCCCGCGCAUACAGGCCGACGCCCCGCCACACACUCACUACGGACACAUCGAUGUACACACACCCGCUCUGCUGGGCGACCGGCGAGAGGGGCGACCUCUAGAGAGGAAGCCAGACGUCUUCUCUAGCUCUCCCGGCCCGCCGGCUCCUCAGUGGAGGGAGCCAGUGGAGAAGGAGGAGGGGGAAGAGGAGGAGGAGGAAGAGGAUGAUCCGUGGCCUGAUGAGGAUGAGGACUGGAAGACAGAGGAUGAAGAUGAAGACACAGACGUGGGGGAGGAGGAUGACCACACAGAUGUGCCUGAGGAAGAGGAGGGAGAAGAUGAUGAAGAGGGAGAAGAUAAUGAGGAGGGGGAGACUGAAGCCGGUGACAGCUGGCCGGAUAUGGCGGCUUUCGCGGACAGAGAGAUGGCCGGUCCUGUGGCGGAGGUAGAGAAAGGUCCCUCGCUGAAACAUGUAGGUCACGGCUCUAUGGCGGGGCGUGGGUCUGAGGUCACCACGUCACUCCCACGUCUAGGCAAGCCCAAAGAUGUAGGUCACGCCUCUGUGGCGGGACACAUUCCUGAGAUGGCCCCGCCAGUCCCUCGCCUUGGCAAGCCGAAAGAUGUCCCAAACGUGGCGGUGCCGCAGCAGAAGAACAAAGUGUCCUCUCCGCGGGCGGGAAACAGCAAGACUCCAGCCGUCAAGUCAGAGGUCAAGUCCACUGUCAAACCCCGAGCCAACAGCACGGCGGGGUCAAAGACUGUCGGGAAAGUGUCCCCAGCCAAAACCUCCGAGGUGAAGAAACCACCACCACCAUUACCACAACAACAACAACAGCAGCAACAGAAGCCCAAAGCAAUACCCGUCAAGCCGGAAGGUCUGCUGCCGCCACGCCUCAACAAGACGUCUGCUCACGCGAGUGCGGACAGGAAGUAUCUGGUCUACGUGUGCGAUGACAUCAGCUGGUGCGGGGGCUGGGGCGACCGGCAGCGGGGGAUGGUGGGGAUGUACCUCCUGGCGCGUCUGGUGGACCGGGAGCUGAGGAUUGUGAUGAGCACACCGUGCAGCAUCUCGCAGUUCUACCGACCGCACCUCGUCAACUGGAUCCCCCAGGGCGACGAACUCAAGUCCAGCUCCCACCUCGCCAUCAACACAUUCACGGUUCAGAACUUCAAACUAGAACUCGUGGACGGAGAUUUCAAUAAAAAAUUCCCCCAGAAAGUUUUGUACUUAAAAAGUAAUCAAGAUUUCUACACCAGAUUAAGAAAGAACAAACUUUACGCCGGGAAGUUGAAACGCUGGUCUGGCCUGACCUCCAAGAAAGGUCGCUUCCGGUGGGCGUGGAGUGAGUUGAUGCAGCCGACCCCGCCUCUCUUACGAAGGCUGGAGAGAGUUCUGGGCUCUGAGAUCCUCAUCCGUCAAGGGAUCCUGUCCCAUUCUCUGCUCAACGCUACGGAGCGCGCUCACCCCGCUCCCUCCCAGGUGGGCAAUGCCAGCCUCAUCUGUGCUCACGUGCGCGUGGGGAAGAACCCGACUAUCCCCAUGGACGAAGACUUCGACACGUUCAGUCUGGACGACCUUCCCACUCUGAGGAACUUCCUGCAGUCCAAGGACGUACGGGGAGACGCUCGAUUCUUCGUAGCCACAGACUACGACUUUGUACGACAGCAGUUCCAAACGUUUUUCGGCACCAAAUUGGUGGAAUAUGGCGGGAAAAUCAUGCACAUUGACCGCCAGCGAAAUCAGGCUGACGCGUGCGGGGGUUUUGAAGUUGCUCUGCUGGACCAGCUGAUUCUGAGUAUGUGCGACGUCCUUGUGGUCAGCCGCAGCGGGUUCAGCAUCCACGCUUCACACGUCAGCAACAGCACCAGCCCUGUCUACGUGCUGGAGGGAGGGAAUAUCUCCAGGCUGGUGCCCUGAGGUGGAGAGGGAGGGGGGAGAGGGGAGGAGGAGAUAAGGGGUAAGAUCUCUAACCUGGGGUAUUGUGAGUUUUGGAACCGUCCAGGGUCAUCUCACGUGUUUGGUCUUCAGUCACCACACCUCUCCUCCUCUCCCCCACCCUCUAAACAAAAUCAAAGUUACCAUAUACAGGUUAGAGAACGCUGCUCGACGAAAGGCAAGGUUUAAAGGGCCUGCCACAAAGACACCUGCUGUCUUCUUGCUGAAUCAGAAAUGAGCGAAGAGAGACAAGGUCUCUAGGGACGAAUGUACUUGCCGUAUCGAAUCAGAAGAAACCAGAGUUAUGUGAAGUUGGACCAAAGUAAGUGUUAGAGUUAAAAACCUAUAGAGCAAUCUCUCUGUUAAUUUCUGUUAACGAAGUGGGAAAACUGUUGGUAAAUGUGAUGGAAAAAAAAUUGAGCACAAACCCCUAGGUAAAUGAAGUGGAAAAAACUUCGGAAAAUUAGCGAUCUUAAAUUAAGAUGGAAAAUUCGAAGAGAAAUCCCUUGGAAAA